Sceloporus undulatus (fence lizard) is the source of this 2006-nucleotide messenger RNA. RefSeq names its product transmembrane protein 37 (gene TMEM37). The coding region runs from base 1 to 639 and encodes 212 amino acids. NCBI's taxonomy places the organism in Eukaryota, Metazoa, Chordata, Lepidosauria, Squamata, Phrynosomatidae. The transcript has 3 exons. The record is from RefSeq and is a predicted model, not a curated record. Gene Ontology annotation, molecular function: voltage-gated monoatomic ion channel activity; calcium channel activity. Gene Ontology annotation, cellular component: membrane.
AUGACGAGCCAGAAGGCAUCAUGGACAGCCAUCGCAGUCCAGGCCCAGUGGCUACAUGUUCACAGAAGGCCCAAGAGGUUGUUUUUUGAGACAUUUAUUCGGAGCCUCAUCAUCCUCUGCGUUGCGAUAUCUGUUGUCCUGUCUUCAAUUGCAGUGUGUGAUGGACACUGGCUUUUUGCCAAAGGAAAGCUCUUUGGAUUGUGGCACUUCUGUACCAUCAACAACAACAGUGCCCUCAGAUGUGCCACCAACCUCACUUUGGCCAAUGUCAGAGGAAUGAACAUAGGAAUGACUCUUGCAAGAAGUAUGGUGUCUUUUGCUGUUGUAGUAGCCAUCUUUGGCCUGGAACUUCUCAUGGUCUCACAAGUCUGUGAAGACAUCAACUCAAGAAGAAAAUGGUCAAUGGGAUCAGUCCUCAUUCUUGCCUCCUUUCUGCUCUCAUCAGCUGGGGUGCUGAGCUUCUUAAUCCUUUUGAGGGACUACAUCUCCUUCACAGGUUUUACACUCACCUACUGGUGUGAGUUCAUUGCUGCCUUCCUUUUCUUCCUUAAUGGGAUCAGUGGACUUCACCUUAAUCACCUAACAUUUCCAUGGAACAGACUGAGAAAAAUUAACAAUGAUGGACAACAGCUCUGCUAAAUAAACUAAGAGCAUAUUGUAGCUCAUCAGCAUUUGAAAAGAACACCAUGUUUUCUUAGUAUACAAUAAGAGAAAAGGAUUUACAAGGGCAUGCUACUUUUAGGACCAGUCAAUAGUAGAGGAUGCACUAGAAGCUGGAUUAUUAUAGUAUCUUAGAAUUUUUAAAAAUGCAGUUCUUCAUUGUGAAGGAAUACCAGUCAAAUGGCUUACUUAAAACUUGGUUCAUAUAUUUACAGCUCCCAAUCCAGGGACUGAAGUCUCACAAAAACCAAGGAAGCAAGCUAGCAAAUUUAAAUAUAAGAAAUCCCAGUACGUUCAAGUGGAUUUAGUUAUAAUUAGUUUUACCUGAACAACUGGUCUAGGCCACUGUCCAAGCGGGAUGAGAAAUGCACUGUGUAAAUUUAUUUUGUUCUUUUCCUAAAUCUCUAAAACCUAAAUGUCGACCUACCAAGUCUGCACUGAUUCAGUGGGUCUACUCUAAUUGGGUCUUGCAACUGGAUUAGGCCCAGGAUUUUAUUCUCUUAUCAGUUAGAGUCAGAGCAAACAUUCUCAGAAUGUUGGGCAAUGGCAAUAAGAGCUUAAAUUCCAAAUAAAUCAUUUCAAUUUAACUAUUACACACGUCAAACCACUGGUAGAACUUUACUUCUUAUUUUUCCUUAAUGAAAGUAUUUGAGAUAUUUAUAUACAAUAGAAGCAUUUAUAUCAGACUAGUUGUGCACUAUGGAAUAUCUCUCUUUCAAACUGUGCCUAUAAGUAUGUUUUAUAUCAGAGGUGGGAAUCAGGUGUCACAGAUUUUGCUAAGCUGUAACUGAUCUCACUGUCUAGGGUUGCUGGGAAUUGCAGUCCAACAACAUUUUGGAGAGCCAAAUGAUUGCCAUAUAUUUUACAUGGUGACUUUAGUUGCUACUGACAAGAAACUUGUUUCAUAUAUACUAAUUACCUCCUGUGUCUCUGUCAUCAUCCACUGCUUUAACCCUCUUUAUGUCAAAAAUGACAAACCAUUGGCCUUCCACAUCUAAUGGUAAAGGACUGUAGGAACUGCAGAUGCAAACAUUUGGAGGACCAAGGUUUUAUGACUCUAUUUAAGUCUUCUUUCACUGAUACUUCUUCCUAGCCCUUUUCAGUCUCAGCUCAGCUCCUCCUUCAGCUUUACCUGAAAGCUUUUGAGUUUUACUAGUAAAAGUAGACUGUGAUGAUAAUGAUGAGUGAAGUAAAAGGGAAAACAACUGAAAAUGCACAUAGAUUGAGCUGGCAUGGGCCAUGAUAUAGGUCUGUUACAGACUGCCCAAAUAAAGCUGCUUCGGGUCUCUUUGGAGGUAUGCUAUUUAAAUGAUGCAUGGGUCCUAAGAGUCCGGAGGUUAUGCCAA